ACGAGUGGAACGUCGUGCUUUUUUUCACAGUUCGUCAGGCCUGUUUUUUGUUCUCGUGUGUCUCUGAAAAUUACAUAGCGUGAUCGGAUAGCUUUUUGAAAAAUGUACGGUCCACAGCAGCCAAUUCUCGUUCUAAGUCAGAACACAAAACGAGACAGCGGCCGAAAGGUGCAGCUGGAGAAUAUCAAUGCCGGCAAGACCAUUGCAGAUCUGAUUCGCACCUGUCUGGGGCCACAGGCUAUGCUAAAAAUGCUGAUGGACCCGAUGGGAGGAAUCGUAAUGACCAACGAUGGUAACGCGAUUCUGCGGGAAAUUACCGUGCAACAUCCGGCAGCUAAGAGUAUGAUCGAAAUUGCUCGGACGCAAGAUGAAGAAGUUGGUGACGGAACAACGUCGGUCAUUGUGUUGGCCGGGGAAAUGCUGGCCGUUGCUGAACAGUUCCUUCAGCAGCAGAUUCAUCCGACUGUUAUUAUUCGUGCGUAUAGGGAAGCACUUGAGGAUAUGGUCAAACUGCUGAAUAACGACGUCAGUAUUCCUUUGGAUAAGAACGACAAGGCGAAGAUGGCUGAAGUGGUCAAGUCUUGCGUUGGUACUAAAUUCAUAGGCCGUUGGUCGGAUUUGGCAGUGAAGAUUGCUUUGGAUGCGGUUGAAACGGUCAUGUUAACGGAAAACGGUCGUACGGAGAUUGACAUCAAGAAGUAUGCUAAGGUAGAAAAGAUCCCCGGGGGAUCGAUUGAUGAAUCUUGCGUUUUGCGGGGUGUUAUGUUGAACAAGGACGUUACUCAUCCUAAAAUGCGACGUUACAUCGAGAAACCUCGCAUCGUGUUGUUGGAUUGCCCACUGGAAUACAAGAAGGGCGAGAGCCAAACGAAUGUCGAGAUUGUUGGUGAUCAAGAUUUUACCAAGCUGUUGCAAAUUGAAGAGGAACAUGUGGCGAAGGUUUGUGCGGACAUCAUUGCCGUUAAACCGGAUGUGGUGUUUACGGAGAAGGGCGUUUCGGAUCUGGCUCAACAUUUCCUGCUGAAAGCAGGAAUCACUGCCAUACGUCGUUUGCGUAAGACCGACAAUAAUCGAAUUGCCCGUGCUUGCGGUGCUACGAUCGUCAAUCGCACGGAAGAGCUGACCGAGAAAGAUGUUGGCACCGGAGCCGGACUUUUCGAAAUCAAAAAGUUGGGUGAUGAAUAUUUCUGUUUUGUGACGGAAUGCGCCGAUCCGAAAGCGUGCACCAUUUUGCUGCGAGGAGCAUCAAAGGAUAUUCUUAACGAAACGGAAAGAAAUCUUCAGGAUGCGCUUCAUGUUGCUCGUAACCUAAUGUUGGAGCCGCGUUUGCUUCCCGGCGGCGGUGCAGUCGAAAUGGCCGUAUCGCAAGCUCUGACAAACAAGCAGAUCCAGGGUCCGUACCGGGCCGUUGCACAAGCUUUGGAAAUUAUCCCACGCACGUUGGCUCAGAAUUGUGGCGCUAAUACAAUCCGCACGUUAACGGCUCUGAGAGCGAAGCAUGCUUCGCACCCGGCCGGUUCCGGACCGUGCACCUGGGGCAUUGACGGCGAAAGCGGCCAGAUCGUCGACAUGAAGGAGAAGGGCAUUUGGGAACCACUCUCGGUCAAGCUGCAGGUGUACAAAACCGCCGUGGAGACGGCCAUUCUGCUGUUGCGCAUCGACGAUAUUGUGUCCGGGUCGAAAAAGAAGAACAACGACGGAACUGGUGCCACUCCGGCGCAAGCGGCUCAGGGAAUGGAAUAGAAUGCUAAUUUUUUUACGAACUAAUAAGCGUUAUUUUACACGUUCACCUCACACCCCUAACAUAUAUACUAGAUUUACAGACUUAAAUUUGAACUUUCGUUGAGAAUUUCUCAAAAUUGCUUUAAUUCUUUUCUUAAGCAUUAAUUCCACCAAACUUUAACAUACACUUCACGAUACAUAACUGUCGUUUCGAACAAAAUACUUGCUUUCAAUUUUGUUUUGAAAUGCAGA
Sabethes cyaneus is the source of this 1974-nucleotide messenger RNA. It is a transcript of the gene CCT3, whose product is annotated as T-complex protein 1 subunit gamma. The coding region runs from base 103 to 1743 and encodes 546 amino acids. NCBI's taxonomy places the organism in Eukaryota, Metazoa, Arthropoda, Insecta, Diptera, Culicidae. Gene Ontology annotation, biological process: protein folding. Gene Ontology annotation, cellular component: chaperonin-containing T-complex. The record is from RefSeq and is a predicted model, not a curated record. The transcript has 3 exons. Gene Ontology annotation, molecular function: ATP binding; ATP-dependent protein folding chaperone; ATP hydrolysis activity.